GCUCGUACGUCAAAAUCAAGUCAAAAUUGAAUAAAUAAAAAUAUUCGGAUUUUUACAGAUUUUCAAGUAUUAAUUAGAAACGUUUUUUUGUAAAACGAAACGAACCCAUUGAAGUAAAUUAAAUCAUGAAGGUCAAGAAACAGCACCGCAAGAAGAAAUAUCUUCAUAAAUUGAACAGAAAGCGAAUGCACCAUAAACUGAAAAGUACAGGCACAGUAAAAAGCAAAAUACUAAAAGAAGCUUGGAACAACAAAAAGUCUUCAUAUCGUAAUUUAAGAGAAAUGGGUCUUGCUAACGAUCCCAACAAGGCCAUAAAGAUUCCAAGCUUUAAACAGGAGAAGUUGCAAAUAGCCAAGAAGAUCGUCAAAGGAGAUGACACAGAUUCAGAGCCUGAAGAGCCAGUACCGAGAAGAAAACCCCCAAAAAUUGCAGUUGCCAAGGAAUUAGAAAAGGAAGCAAAAGCACCAAGAGAAAGGAGAUUUAUGUUACCCAAAGGGCAGGUAGAAUUUAUAACAUAUUUGUUAGAUAAGUAUGGACAUGACUACAAAGCAAUGGCAAGAGACAAGAAAAACUAUUACCAAGAGACAUGGAAACAACUUAGAGCAAAAGUAAAAACAUUUAUGGGAAUACCAAAACAAUAUGGAGAGUAUUUGGAGUCCAGAGGUUUAUUAGAUAAAGAAGACGAUGAAGAAAAAUUGAAACAGGAUGUAAAAAAUCUUAUUAUGGAUGAUAGUGAUUAAGAUUGUUUAAUUAUAACACAAAAAAGUA
Molecule: messenger RNA, 768 nt
Organism: Aricia agestis (brown argus)
Lineage: Eukaryota; Metazoa; Arthropoda; Insecta; Lepidoptera; Lycaenidae
Product: nucleolar protein 16
Exons: 3
Coding region: 126-740 (204 amino acids)
Biological process (GO): ribosomal large subunit biogenesis
Cellular component (GO): nucleolus
Source: RefSeq, a predicted model, not a curated record